Molecule: messenger RNA, 1449 nt
Organism: Myotis myotis
Lineage: Eukaryota; Metazoa; Chordata; Mammalia; Chiroptera; Vespertilionidae
Product: F-box only protein 31-like
Molecular function (GO): protein binding
Source: RefSeq, a predicted model, not a curated record
AUGGAGGAGAGCGCUUGCCUCUGCGGUGUGGGCUCUUCGCGGGGAUGUAGGUGUCCUCAGAAGCGCCAGCGCCCAGCUGAGAUGACAGCGGCCGAGGGCAAGUGGUGUCGUCAGAAGCGCCAGCGCCCAGCUGAGAAGGCAAUGGCCGCUGGCAAGCCGGCCCCGGCAGAAAAGCACGUCCAGAGGGACGCGGCAGCACGGUGCUGUGCGAAGAGUGGAGGAAUCGCGAGCCCCAUGCCACCCCCGCAGACCCCGCACUGCUCGCUGCAGGACCUGCCGGUGGAGAUGCUGGUGGAGAUCUUCGCCUGGGUUCCCGCCACCGAUCUGCCCAGCCUGGCCCAGGCCUGCACCAAAUUCCACCACAUCCUGCACAUCGACAGCAUCUGGAGAAGGCGCUGCCGGGAGGAGUUUGGCGUUCGUGAAAACUUGCAGAACCUGGAGAUGAUGGGUAUGUCUUAUCGAGAAGUCUAUGCGAAGCUGUUCCCAUACAGAAACAUUUUGGGAUUGUGGCAGCUAGAUGAUACUGAGCACUACAGAAUACUAGUGAAUGUAGUGGUGGACGGCUUAUGCAUUACUGGUUGGACAUACAGGGCUUCCCUUCACACCCAUGUGGGUGGCCCAAUACAUUUCAGGCCCUCGUUCAGAAUUCGCCUGACGAAGAGGAAAUCAGCCACGGUGGAGUGCAUGGAAGGCCGCCACAGCAGGCCGCACAACCGCCACAUGCAGAUUCGGAAGGACAGGUUCACCAUCCAGUGCAAGAAGACAGACCACGGAACGGAUUCACCAACGCGGCUUAGGGAAGAAGGGGGGCUGGUGCUGGAGGACAGACAGCGGUAUGACUGGCUGACCUACCGCCGCCUCUACCUCCCGCCGAGCCACCCGGACGACCUCAUCAGGCCAGGACUCUUCCAAGACUACUACGAUGACUUCGGCCUAAAGAUUGCCAUUCUCAGCUUCCAUGGGAAGUAUGCCAGGGUCACCAAGAUCACGGGAGACCCCAUCCGGACGUUAGAGAUCCACCUCAUGCGCCGCAUCCAGCUGCAAGAUGGCAAAUUCCACAACUACCACGAGCUCUCCCGCGUGGUCCAGGAAGUUGACGAGCAGAGCCCUGCCCAGCCCAGCGUCGGGGAGUCCAGGGCUGCAGCUUCGGAGGAGCAGCCUGUCCCGUUUGUUCUGCCUGUGGGCGUGCUCUCAAGAGACCAGAACUACCCCGGAACCUGCAGGAUGUGUUUCUAUGGCGUGGACACUGUUACCUUACCUGGCUUAGCCUACCGCGAGUGCUUCCCUGGAGUCUUCAUCCUGUUUGAUGAGAACAACUUCGGGUUCAUCCGGCUGGAGGCGAAAUACUUCUUCCUGUGGGGCAGAGUCCAGAACACCUUCCAGAAUGUGGAGGCACCAUCCCCGCAGGCUUUCCUGGAGAUGCUCAAGAACAUUCAGUCCAUGCCCUAA